Trichomonas vaginalis G3 is the source of this 2094-nucleotide messenger RNA. RefSeq names its product ATP-binding cassette sub-family B family. Gene Ontology annotation, biological process: transmembrane transport. Lineage: Eukaryota; Parabasalia; Trichomonadida; Trichomonadidae. Gene Ontology annotation, molecular function: ATP binding; ATP hydrolysis activity; ABC-type oligopeptide transporter activity. The record is from RefSeq and is a predicted model, not a curated record. Gene Ontology annotation, cellular component: membrane. The transcript has a single exon. Bases 1 to 2094 code for a protein of 697 amino acids.
AUGGAUCCACAAGCUUCCAGUGAAUACUCUUCGAGCGACUCUAGGAGUGCUUCAUCCUUUAUCAUCCAACAGAAGUUCUCAAGGGAAGAAAACAAUGCAGCCAGAGGAAAAAUCUACGGUGUACUUUUCUCUGAUCCUUGGGCUUACUUGGGAACUAUUCCAGCUAUCAUCUCUGGUGCUACUCCUAUUUUUAACUACUUAAUCUUUGGUUACAUUUUGAAUGAAAUGCGUGAUUAUUCCCUCGGAACAUCUAAUAAUCCACUUCAUAAGAUUGGUAUAUUACUUGCAAUUAUGUCAGCAGUUGCUGUUGUUACAGGUAUCUGCCGUGGUUUAACUUCAUUCAUGUGGAUUCGUGCAGGUUCUCACGUUUCUAUCAGAAUCCGUGAUGAAAUCUUUACAAAUAUCAUGAAAUAUGAUGUCGCUUUCUACGAUACACAUCCUAUCGGUGCCUUGCUUACAAUUCUUGGUGAAGACUCAGCAGUUCUCCAAGAAUGCUUUGGUGCACAGAAAGGUCUUCAGUUCCAGCAAGGUGGCCAGUUUGUUAUUGGUACAAUUUUGGUUUUCAUUUAUAAUUGGAAACUUGCCUUAAUUGCUUUAGCCCUUUUCCCUGUUGUUGCAAUUAUUGUUGUCAUAUUCCAUCCACAUAUCGCUAGACAUGGUCAAGCCAGAUUCAGAAAUGUGGCAAGAUCUAUGACAAUUGCCGAAGAAACAAUAGCUGCUGUUAGAACAGUUAGAGGCUACAACCGUGAAGAAGAAGAUGAAAGAAGAUUCAACGAACAAACAGAACUUGGUGCAAAUCACGAUCGUAUUAUCAUUGUUUUGCUCACAUUUAUGUUUACAAUCGUCUUAGCUUUAAUGUGGGCUGUUGUUUUGGGCGACCUGUACUAUGGUGCAACAAUGGUUGACAAUGGCGAAAAUGCCAAAUUCGGAGCUGGUCAAUUAUUCUCUUGCUUCGGUUUCACAAUGUUCGGCUCAUUCGGUUUAAUUCUCCUUAUGAACGGUAUCAACGCUGAACAGAGAGCUAUCCAUGCUGGUGCAAGAAUUAUGCAGUUGUUGGCUUAUCAACCAUCGUUGAAUUUCGAUGGUGGUGAGACAUAUGAACCAUUCAUCGGUCACAUCAAGUUCGAGAAUGUCUCAUUCUGCUAUCCAACAAGAAAAGUCAUGGCACUCAAGAAUGUCUCAUUCGAGAUCAAACCAGGUCAGAGUGUUGCACUCGUCGGACACUCAGGAAGUGGCAAGUCAACAUGUGUCCAAUUGAUCCAGAGAUACUACGAUGUCACUGAAGGAAGGAUCACUAUCGAUGGCCACGACAUCAAAGACUUAGAUCCACACUGGCUUCACAGGAAGAUGGCAUUAGUUUCACAAGAUCCAAUCUUGUUCCAGGAGACAGUCAAGAUGAACGUCAUGUACGGUGUUGAGAAGAACAAGACAGACGAAGAAGUCUGGGCAGCACUCGAGACAGCAAAUGCAAAGAAGUUCACACUUAAGUUCGAGAAACAACUUCAGCAACUUGUUGGAGACCGUGGCAGCACACUUUCAGGUGGUCAGAAGCAGAGAAUUGCUAUCGCACGUGCUGUCAUCAAAGAUCCAACAAUCUUGAUCUGUGAUGAAGCAACAUCUGCUCUUGACAGUGAGUCGGAGAAGAAAGUUCAAGCAGCACUCGACAAGAUUCUCGAGACACGCACCGGUAUCAUUGUUGCACACAGAUUGUCAACCAUCAGGAAUGCUAAUGUUAUCUAUGUCUUCGAUGCUGGUGAGAUCAAGGAACAAGGCAACCACGAAUCACUUGUUGCCGCACAAGGCUUCUACUUCAACCUUGUCAAACGCCAACUUCAGAAAGAAGAAGCCAAGAAACAGAAAGAAGCAGAAGAAGCCAAAGCAAACAACAAUGACAAUAAAGAGUCAAGUGGCAAUAACUCCACUUCUGAAAUUGCUGAAGAAGCAAAGAAAGAAGAUGAAGAAAAGAAACCAGAAGAAAAGAAGGAGAAAGAAGGAGAUCCUGAAGAAUACAGCUAUUCUGAAACAGCAUCAAAGAAGAAGGAUGAUGAAGAGUAUAGUUAUUCAUACUCAUACAGCUCAAAAGAUAAGAAGUAA